Molecule: messenger RNA, 1863 nt
Organism: Leptidea sinapis
Lineage: Eukaryota; Metazoa; Arthropoda; Insecta; Lepidoptera; Pieridae
Product: sorting and assembly machinery component 50 homolog A
Exons: 13
Coding region: 158-1555 (465 amino acids)
Biological process (GO): mitochondrial respiratory chain complex assembly; protein insertion into mitochondrial outer membrane
Cellular component (GO): SAM complex; outer membrane
Source: RefSeq, a predicted model, not a curated record
UGUCAACAUGUGUGAGUGUGUUACUGUGUUUACAGUUUAUAUAAUUCGAAUAAUACAUUAACCACAUUAUUUUAUUAAAAAUUCCUUGUUUUCUCUAGUACUGUGUUAAUAAAUAAAUAAACAAAAUUUGUGAUAAUAGUUAAAAACAAGAAUCAAAAUGGGCACAGUCCAUGCUAAGGCACAGCAAGACGUUACAACUGUGGGUGGCAUGUUCGAGAUGGAUGAACCAAUGGAACUUGAGGACAGCAUUUCUAAGCCAACACUUAAGUUAAAUGGAGUCAGGGCUCGAGUUGACCGAGUGCACGUGGACGGACUAAGCCGUACCAAAGAUGACAUUGUCCGGACUGCAGUCGAUGAAUUAUUCCACGCAACAGACUUCGAGGAUGUCAUAGUGAAGGCACAUAAGGUUCGUCGGACCCUGGAUUCAUUGGGAUGUUUUAAAGAUAUUGGCGUUUUUAUUGACGUGUCCAGUGGACCUGGGGCUACUCCUGAAGGAUUGGAGGUUACAUUUCAAGUCCGCGAAAUGUCGAGAAUCGUCGGCGGUAUUAACACGACGGUCAAUUCAGAGAAUGAGGGGAAUAUUGUGUUGGGCGUUCGAUUGCCGAACGUAGCGGGACGAGGCGAGCGUGUGUCAGCCGAAUACAGCGUGGGUCACCGAAGCACGUCUAACUUCAGCGUAUCGGCCACCAAGCCGCUCAUGAAGACCCCAUUGCAUCCAGUUGUCACAUCGUCGGUUUACCAACAGAACCAUGAGUACCCAUGGUCCGGGUACAAACUGCUGGAUCGUGGAGUUCUGCUGGACGUGGCCUUCAAGACCUCACCAGCAACUAAACAUAACUUGCAAUGGGAAGGCAUGGUGCGUGAUACGUCGGUGAUGAGCAAGAAUACCAGCUUCAAGAUCAGAGAAAACAGCGGUCCCAUUCUCAAGUCGAUAAUCCGCCACAUAGUGACGGUCGACCACCGGGACGACACGAUAUUCCCGAGCCAGGGCACGUGGGUCCAGUUUACGUCGGAACUGUCUGGGCUGGGGGGAGGAGUCGCGAACAUCAAGACGGAGCUGCAGGCUGAAGCCAACAAGGAGAUACUGCCUGGAGUCGUUCUGCAAGCAAGCGGUAGUGGCGGAGUGUUGCACGACGUGUUCGGUAGUGACGUGUCGUCGCGGCUGUACCUGGGCGGCGCCUCCACCGUUCGGGGCUUCACCCAGCGAGGCGUGGGGCCCCACGUUGACCGGCUGGCCACCGGCGGAACGAUAUACUGGGCGUCGGGCCUACAUUUGUACACCCCCCUCCCGUUCCACCCUGGCAAGGGGGGAUUAGGGGAGCUGUUCCGCUCGCAUCUCUUCGUGAACGCCGGCUGUCUUGCUCAUCCAGAAGAGAGCGGCGAAGCGGUUUUGGACGCGCUGUCAGCCGUGCGUGUGUCGGCAGGCGGCGGCAUCGCGCUGCGGCUCGGGCGUGUGGCGCGGGUUGAAGUGAACUACUGCGUGCCCGUGAGGACCAAGUCAGGGGACGAGGUAGCGCCCGGCCUGCAGUUCGGAGUCGGAGCGCACUUCUUGUAGUACAAGGUGAACGCAAGAAAAAUCCUGACAUAACACCAUAACAUCCACGCGAUACCUUCCUUAGCUCCACAACCACAUCAAAAAAAAAGACGUGUUGACUAAUCCACUUCAUAAAUGAAAAAAAAAUUGGAUCAACAUUCGUUUAUCCUUGUGUACAAAGUUGUCUGAAAAUUUGGAGGUUUUCUGUUGACUGGUAACAAUAAAUGUUACCCACUUAGUAAAAGAUUAAGGGAGUAAUAGUUAAAGAGAGAAUGUAAAUUAUUUGAGUAUUGUUUAAAUAGUCUGUUAUAAUAAAUAUUUUGUUGAAA